AGUCAGAGAGAGAGAGAGGCGGUUUAGUUGGGAAGUUUCUGCGAGUGAGUCAACGCGGUGCAGGGAGGACGACACCCAGCAGUGGAUCUAACGCCGGACACCUCUCCUCCAGCUCGGACCCAGAGAUAACCUCACCCCGGUGUCUGCACAACAGCUGCUGGAUCUAGUUUUUCCACCUUUACGCACAGUUUGGGGAUGGUUCUUGUCGCUCUGACGCGUCUUUUUCCUCAUUGGGAUUAACGCGCCGGGAGAAGGAAUGAAAGUGACCGUGUGUUUCGGGAAGACCCGAGUGGUCGUUCCGUGCGGGGAUGGGAAUAUGAAAGUGCAAAGCCUCAUCGAAAAGGCGGCCAUGAGGUAUAAAAAGGCGAUCGCAAAGGACGUCAGCUACUGGGUGCAGGUCCACAGGUUGGAAUAUGGAGAUGGAGGCAUUUUGGACCUGGAUGAUUUGUUGUGUGACGUAGUGGACGACAAAGACAGGCUCAUAGCUGUGUAUGAAGAACAGGAUCCUCACAAUGGAGGUGAUGGUACCAGCGCCAGCUCUACAGGAACACAGAGUCCAGAACCCUACAGUGAGAUGAGUUCGGUAUCUGCCUUCCAGCCCUACCAGACCAACAGUGAGAUCGAGGUCACUCAGUCCGCCCUGCGAUCCAACAUGCCUCUCCACGUCCGUCCUAGCAGCGAUCCCUCCCUGACCGCUGAGGUCCCAGUCGGUCCAGAGGAACCGUCCAGAAAGAACCCAAGUCGCUGGUCCACAACUGCUGGGUUCCAAAAGUACAGCCAGAGACCAAACACAAGCACUGGCACUGGCAGUCUGGAACGAAAGGGCAGAGGAGCUCAUGCCUAUCGGAGUCUUCCGCGGGAUGCGAGCGGCUGGUCCACUCAGUUCCAGAGAGAGAUGACUAGAUCCUCCCUGAGCGCCAACCAUCCAAUGGUGGACCAGUGGCUAGACAGACAGGAGCAGGAGGAGGAGGAGGAAGAGCAAAGGAGACAGGAAAGGAGGAUUGAGCGGAUAGAGCCAGUAGGGAGGGCUGACUCGUCACUGGAGAGGCCAGCGAUAAGUCUAGAAGGCCUGCUCAAGCCGGUCGAGGUGUCCAAUGAGGGAGGGCCCCUGGGGAUCCACGUCGUGCCUUUCAGUUUGCAGGAUGUCAGGACUCAGGGUUUGCUGGUGAAACGCCUGGAGCAUGGAGGAAAAGCUGAACAGGAACGUCUCUUCCAGGAGAACGACUGCAUCGUCAAGAUAAAUCAGGGAGACAUUCGCAACCUUCGCUUUGAACAAGCCCAGAACAUCUUCAAGCAGGCGAUGCGCUCCCCGCUCAUCCUCUUCCAUGUGGUUCCUGCAGUCAUGAAGAGGCAGUAUGAGCUGCUGUCAGCCCAGGGCGCACUCAGUCCAUCCAGCAGAGUCUACUUUAGCCAAGGCUCUCACAGGCCGGGCGACAGGUCCAGUCUAGUCGGUGGGCCGGCAUCCAGGUCUGGUCCGCCACCUGGCCUUAACCACAACCACCAGGGCCCCCUGGCAGGAAGCACCCCGGAGCCAAGCCGACGGUACACAAUGUUACCGCACGCCUUGGUCUCUCGGACCUCUUCAGCCCCCUCCCCCUCCCUGCAGCGCAGAAUAAGCACAAACCAGUCAAACAGCUCAUACCUGAAGAACAAAGGCCACAGAUUCAACAUCCAGCUGAAGAAAGGUCCAGAGGGUCUGGGCUUCAGCAUCACAUCCAGAGACGUCCCCAUCGGCGGCAGUGCUCCCAUUUACGUCAAAAACAUCCUUCCCCGCGGCGCCGCCAUCCAAGAUGGCCGACUGAAAGCUGGAGAUCGCCUACUGGAGGUUAGUGGAGUGGACCUUAAUGGCAAGACUCAGGAAGAGGUGGUGGCCCUGCUACGAGCCACACCCAUGGGUGGGACUGUGAACCUGCUCGUGACACGCCAGGAGGACUCCCAGCUGCCCAGAGAAGUGCAGCCAGAAGAAGACGACAUGGUGUUAACCCCUGACGGUUCAAGAGAGUUCAUGACCUUUGAGAUCCCACUGAACGAUUCAGGCUCGGCAGGCCUAGGUGUCAGCGUCAAGGGCAACCGCUCCAAGGAGAACCACGCCGACUUGGGCAUCUUUGUGAAGUCCAUUAUAAACGGAGGAGCUGCGAGCAAGGAUGGGCGUUUACAUGUCAAUGACCAGCUAAUUGCAGUGAACGCCGAGUCAUUGCUCGGGAAGACCAACCAAGAGGCCAUGGAGACGCUGCGGACAUCCAUGUCUGUCGAGGGCAACAAGCGAGGGAUGAUCCAGCUCAUCGUGGCUCGGCGGCUGGCCACGAACAAUGAGGAAGCCCCUGGCAGCCCUCCAGUUUUAGAGCAAUCUAUGAACUCGCUACUGGACAACCACGAGCGCCGAAUCUCCCACUCACUGUACGAAACCAUUGAGGACUUGGACAACAUGUCGACACCACGCUCUAAUGUGAUGGGACGUAUUGGUAACUACCAGCUCUCUCCCACUGUGAACAUGCCACAGGACGACAUAGUGAUUAUCGAAGACGAUAGGCCGCCCCUACUGCCCGCCCACCUCUCCGACCAAUCAUCCUCCAGCUCCCACGAUGAUAUGGGCUUUGUGGGAGAGAACCCGGUGUCCUGGAUCCACGAGCUGUCUGGUCAGAAUGAAUGCACGCUCAGUCCUGACGCGGACGCUGACAGUUCGUUCCAGAGGGAGGGCUUUGGCCGGCAGAGUAUGUCAGAAAAACGCAUCAAACAGUAUGAAAAUGCUUCUCAGCUGGAGAUUAUCAAGACCCGCAAGUCGAAGAGCAUGGAUCUAGUAGCAGAUGAGAUUAACUGCAGCACGAGAACCGGUGGAGGCACUGCAGAACAAGAGGUCGGACCCGCACUGGGCCUGAAAAAGUCCAGCUCCCUCGAAAGUCUCCAGACGGCCGUGGCUGAGGCGUCGGUGAAGAGCGAGAUCAACGUCAAUAGGCCGCGCUCUCGGAUCAUCAGGGGCCGCGGCUGCAACGAGAGCUUCCGAGCUGCAAUUGACAAAUCAUAUGAGAAUCCUGGUGUCCCAAGCACAGAAGAAGAGAACAGCAUGGAGACAUUGGACGAGGACACAGAGGGAAGUUCCCGCUCUGGUCGCGAGUCGAUGUCCACUAGUGGUGACCUCAUCGUGGGUUCCGGGUUGAACGGCGGCCAGUCCAAAGAUGACAGAAGAAAAGAUUGGGACACAGUAAGCGGGAAGGAGAAGAAGAAACCAGAGAGGGAUAAAGAGGAGAAAGACAAGGACAAGAUUAAAGCAAAGAAAGGGAUGCUGAAGGGCCUGGGUGAGAUGUUCAGGUUUGUAAAGAACCGGAAGGAUGAGCGACCAGGAGACAGGAUGGAGAGGAAGAGCUUCAGUAAAUCUAAAGAGGAGGACAUGCAGGUGUCAGAGGAGGAGACCCUGCGGAUGAGACUGGAACAGGAGAGAAUACAGGCCAAGACGCGGGAACUUCGGGAGAGGCAGGCAAAGGAGAGGGAAUAUGCCGAGAUCCAGGAUGUCGUCAGUCGCACCUUUAGCUCAGAUGAAGAACAUACCUACGCUGGCAUCGGAUCAUUAGACUCGUCGGUAGACAGCAGCAGCAUGGACCCUUACAGUCACCCCUACCAUCUCCCUCAAAGUCCCCUGAGCCCUCAACUUCCCUUGAGCCCUCAGGACAACGGCCCACCCCUGGAAGCUAUCUAUGCCCAAGUCAACAAACCUCGCAAUGGACGCCCUGCAGCCCUAGACAGCAGUCAGAUGGCUCCAAGUAACCAUGACCGGAUACAAAGGCUGAGGCAUGAGUUCCAGCAGGCCAUACAAGAGGACCUCGAGGACCAUCAGCACAUCUAUAGUUCUGACCAAUCUUGGGUGAGCAAUGGGACAGAGACACAGAGCGGACGUCAUUCUGCAACAGUGGAGACUCAGAAAGAGCAGCAAGAGGACAGAGACGGUUUCCAACAGACGCAGAGACAGUACAGCUCCCUGCCGCGGCCGCCUCGUAAGAACCCCAGCACGGCGUCCCAGGAUUCACGGGACAAGGUGUACAUGCCACCUGAGAAAUCUUCGAUGUCCAAGGAGAACCCUCGCUACUCCGUUGUGCAGGGAUCCCGUAAUGGCUACCUGGGAACAUCCAGCUUCAACGCCCGCGUCCUCCUCGAGACUCAGGAGCUGCUGAGGCAGGAGCAGAGACGCAGAGAGCAGGAGGCCAGCAAGGCCAGGCCGCCUCCUGCACAAGAUCCACACGGCAGCAGCACCUAUGACCACAACAGGGACCACACUCAGACCCCUGGCUCUACCCCAGUGCAGCUCCCACCUAAAUCCAAAGGCCCCUACAGACAGGACGUGCCACCGUCGCCUUCUCAGCUCGCCAAACUCAGCAGACUCCAGGGCUCGGAGAAAGGGAGGCAGUUUUACUCCUGAGACAGUAACAGCAGUGAGAAGAUUAGGACUGAUUCUAGAAAGCAUCAGCAGGGAAAAGCACAAAGAGGGCAAUAAAUCAUUUUUAUAUAUAUAUAUAAUGCUGAGACUUUCAUGGGAUUGUUGAUACAAAAUGUUAAUAUUUAAAAAAAGAUGUUUUUUUUAUUCUAAGAAUCCUUUUUAGCUGUAUCCAAUGAGCUGAGAUGUUUUAUUGUCCAUACAGAUCAUAUAUGUGUAUAAGUGCCUUUUAACCCAUUGAUCGUUGAUUGUUCACCUUUUUAGGCACCAAACCAAAGUCUGGGCUCAUGAUCUGCAGCUCUGACUCAUCCCUCUAACAGGGCAACUGGUUGCACAACCACAUCUGACGAAUGUCUGACCCAAACAUCAUGACUCCAAACUCAUGACGCAGCCCAGGCAUGUUUUCAACCAGUGGAAAUCCUGCUUGUGUGAAUCAGGCUUAUUUCUGCUGUUCAUGGGGACUUCACUACUGUACAUGUGCAUGUGGGCGGAAGCGCUGGCAGGAGUUGGCAUGUAGUGACACAGUGCGGACUCAGAGCUUGGGCUUCGGCCAUGACCACUCAACCCCCCUCUGUUCUGAGAAAUGUCCCUUUUGGUUUCCGAUCCAAAACCCGUGUUUAAUAUGAUAAUCCUGAAUCCUCUGUUCCUCUCAGCUCGCUGCUUUAUCUCUGUUUUCCUCUCUCUUUAUAUCAUCACCACCACGAGCUUCAGAUCUCUGCCCCACCCACCCAGGGAAUCCAGCAGGAUAAAUGGGGUCAGGUCUGGGUUAUUAGUUAACGUACCUCAUUAAAAAUGAAUACAGCCUUUUGUGUUUGUUUGUUGUCAUGUGCGGUGAGGGGGAAGAAACAGCGACCUUUCUGGCAGGGCUCUGGCCCCAGUCUGACUUGUCUGCAACAGAAGCCUCGUUGGACCCAUAGGUGUCUGAGCUGUUUCUCACUGAAUAUUUCAUCAGGGUGCUUACAAGGGAGGGGGGGGCUCUGCAGUGGGAGGCCUCAGUGUGGGGCAGCCUAUCCACAGGCCGGAUACAACGGAGCUGAUUUUGUUUUUCCAUUCGCGAUGAUGUCCAUUGAACUCAUCGUUCAAUCAAUAGUGUGUGGUUCAGUUUUCAAAGUGUGGGUGAGAGUAUAUGUACGACCCUGUGUGUGUGUGCGUCUGUAUUUCUGUCCCUGUAAGAACAAUAACUUGAGCAUUAGUUGUCAGAGUGGUGACACUCUCUGCAUAUGUGAAAACAUUGUCCUGAAAAGCAAAGGUAAUGUUCAAAUUUGGGGUAAUUAUCAAAAUUGGGUUUAAUUAGUCUGGCAACUUUUUCACAUUGAGUUUUGGUGCAAUGCUUCCCUUCAGUUACACAACUCAUGAAAACAGGUUUAUCAGAGAGGCCAGAUUAGAGGCAGGUGAAUGGAGAAUGCUGUUGUCAUAGUAACCAGGUUAUUAUACAGCAAAUGAAUCUGAGCAGGUUCAGGAUAAAGAUCAUAAUUAGGGAAAUAAAACUUGAUAGAAAUUAUAUUAUUUCGUGGUGGAGGGUCUUUGGUUUGCACAAGUGCCGAAAAAAAAUUGUUUGUGUAUGUGCUUCCUCACACUUACAAGUAAAAUACAGUAGCAGUGUGUUUGCUCAGCUCCCAAUUUUCCACUGUGUUUGUGUGUAUGUGUUCAUGUAGGUGGACAUGUGUUUAAGUGUCAGUAAACGCUGCCAGUUACUGGAUGCUCCAAUAUGUCAAUGAAUAUGUCUUGGCAGCCGUAUUAACCACUUGGCUGCUGAGUGGGAGUGGAGCAGAGGAGUGGGAGGGAGAGGAGAUGGGAGGCCUAACCUUGCAGAUGAUUCAGUCAAUGGAGUAAUCACAACUAUUCCUCUGAGUCUGCUCCACAAACAGGAGGUUACAGAAAAGGCUGCUUAUCUGACUGUCAGAUCCAACAUGUUUGUUUGGACGGACGUAAAUGUGUACGUUUAGCUGUGGCUACAUCCAUGCUGCUGCUUUUUGUUUGAAAAUGCAUCACCUCUGAUGUAGGGGACGUCCACACUAACUUAAAGACUGGGGGAUUGCUUUUCAGUUUGGAGUUUGCAGAAGCGGAGAUGUUUGGAAACAAUGACGUAGACUUGGGUCUGUUUGAUCAAGACGUAGCCUUCGCUGACUCGUGAGGCGGAAGAAAAAAACGACCGGCAUUAACCUCAGCUGCCAGUGAAGAACACAACAUGGAUAAUGAAUUACAAGCGUUACUGACCCUGUUGUUUCUACUAAAAGCUGACGUGUGAUACAACUGUUUACAUGUGUGGGAGACGGGCUGUUAUUCGGCAAACACUGGCACGUGCAUGUUCAGCUUGCGUGGACUGAGAUCGUUUUAGUUUGAAAAGGCUGUUUUAAAUGAAAACGUAGUGGAAUGGAUGUAGCCUGUGUUUCGGGGGGGGGGGGGUGCAGCUGUUUUAACUGAGGUGUUG
This is a messenger RNA of Paralichthys olivaceus (Japanese flounder), 6854 nucleotides long. Its product is annotated as partitioning defective 3 homolog. Gene Ontology annotation, molecular function: phosphatidylinositol binding; protein binding. Gene Ontology annotation, cellular component: cell cortex; adherens junction; apical plasma membrane. Gene Ontology annotation, biological process: microtubule cytoskeleton organization; establishment of cell polarity; intracellular protein localization. The record is from RefSeq and is a predicted model, not a curated record. Lineage: Eukaryota; Metazoa; Chordata; Actinopteri; Pleuronectiformes; Paralichthyidae.